This is a messenger RNA of Daldinia loculata, 684 nucleotides long. RefSeq lists its product as uncharacterized. NCBI's taxonomy places the organism in Eukaryota, Fungi, Ascomycota, Sordariomycetes, Xylariales, Hypoxylaceae. The coding region runs from base 1 to 684 and encodes 227 amino acids. The record is from RefSeq and is a predicted model, not a curated record. The transcript has a single exon.
AUGUCGGACCAGGCCUCAUUUACUCAUUUAUCUCUGUUGCCUACCGAGUUGAGGCUCCAGAUAUGGCGGCAUACCUGUCACCAAAGGGUAGUCGAAGUCUUAUACGAUAGCGAGGCCGACCUAUGUACAUCGUCAACGGCGCCGCCGGCCGCCCUUCACGUCUGCCGAGAGUCUCGAUUUGAAGCCUUAAGAAUUUAUAGGAGAUCCUUCGGCACAAAGUCCCACGAACCAAGGAUAUAUUUUUGCCCCGAUAUAGAUAUACUCUACCUUCCUCGACCUCCCUUUAUGGGCUAUGACGAUGCCUUACGGUCUUUUACGGAGCUCGUUUCCGGCAUCGAUGAUACCGUCAACCUUGCCCUCGACUAUGUUAAGCCUGAUAUCAGACGACCAUGGGAAACCUACAACAAGUACGCCUUAAUGCAGAGCUUUCCAAAAGUGAAAGAAGUCGACUUGGUCCUGGGUCCCGACUCACCGGCAGAAGAACAUGGCCACGAGGAUAUAGGACUGGUGGAUCCCACAGGAGACAUAUUAGCCUUAUGUCGCCUACUUUCCGACAUUAAGGAAUCAUUCUUAUUUGAAGUUGGUUCCAACUACACGAUUGGCGACACGAAAGAGGAAUUCUUCGAGUACCCUGUUUUGCCUCCCCUGGUCUUGAAGUCGAAGAUCACCUGUGCUCAUGCCUAA